Messenger RNA from Wasmannia auropunctata (little fire ant), 1080 nucleotides. It is a transcript of the gene Clp, whose product is annotated as cleavage and polyadenylation specificity factor subunit 4. The record is from RefSeq and is a predicted model, not a curated record. The coding region runs from base 113 to 976 and encodes 287 amino acids. Gene Ontology annotation, molecular function: RNA binding; zinc ion binding. The transcript has 4 exons. NCBI's taxonomy places the organism in Eukaryota, Metazoa, Arthropoda, Insecta, Hymenoptera, Formicidae.
GACAGGUAAUGUUGGCUGCAUACUAUAAUCACGGCACAGCUUCACGAUAGUUCAGAUCGAAUCGGAGCACGAGUGUUUUGUAUAUUUGAUUGUUCGAAUUUUUACAGUAACAAUGGAGUGCAUAGUAGCGAACGUGGAGCAUAUGCGAUUUGACAUUGAGAUUGCUCUCGACGAACAAUAUGGGGCUCUUCCGUUACCUUUCACCGGCAUGGAUAAAUCAAUCGCCGCAGUAUGUCAGUUUUAUCCAAGAGGCACUUGUAGCAAAGGAGCUUCGUGUCCAUUUAGGCAUGUUCGUGGCGAUCGCACAAUAGUAUGUAAACACUGGUUAAGAGGUCUUUGCAAAAAGGGCGAUCAGUGUGAAUUUCUGCACGAAUAUGACAUGACGAAGAUGCCAGAAUGUUAUUUUUAUUCUAGAUUCAACGCAUGUCACAAUAAGGAAUGCCCAUUCCUACACAUUGAUCCAGAAACAAAAGUCAGAGACUGUCCUUGGUAUGAUCGCGGUUUUUGUCGGCAUGGUCCCUUGUGUCGGCAUCGGCAUGUCAGACGCGUUCUGUGUAUGGCUUAUUUAGCCGGUUUUUGUCCAGAGGGGCCAAAUUGUAAAUUCAUGCAUCCAAGAUUCGAAUUACCGGCGGUGCAAGACAUGCAACCAAAGGAGGGCAAGAAAGUGAUGAUCACUUGUCACUUUUGUGGCGAAGGAGGUCAUAAAGCGAUCUAUUGCAACAAAAUGCCGCCCGACGUGCGGGAAGCUCAAGUUAGGCAGGAGCUCGACAACAAUUCUCACGCGCCGCAUCAUCAUAUGAAUAUGCACAAUGGACCACCGCCGCCGCGGGGGCCGCAGAAACCGCUCGAAGAAGUGACGUGUUACAAGUGCGGACAGAAAGGUCAUUAUGCCAAUAAGUGUCCAAAGGGUCAUUUAGCGUUUUUGAGUCACGCAGGUAGUGGGGGUGGCGCACAGAAUCAGAAUUAUCGGAGAUGAUUUUCUUUGUUUUAUUUAUGUAACAUGGAUAUUGUGAUGCUACUUUAUCUCAUUAUUAUCUAUAAAAAUUUCUAUUAUACAAUAAAAUAAUUUAUCAUACCUAA